UCCUUUUCUUUAAUUCUACCACAUUUGUAUCUUUCCAUUGAACUUCCGUCAGAGUCCAGAUCGACGUGAAUGAAACAGUUCUAUUGAGUGUCCGAGGUUAGGUGGUUGAUGAUAGUGCGGAUACUUGGCCUGUCGACGAACUGUGCCUCCAUGGAAUUUGAGACUUCUUCCCGCUAUUCAUGAGCUUCAGGUUGUGUUCUAAUAGACUGAUGCUUCAUCUGUAAGACAGUACAUGAAAAUUAGGGGAGGUGAGAUGUGCUUCGUGUUAACUGUUUCGCUAUUGAAACGUGAAGAAAAAGUCAGUUAAUUGUUCAAUUGGUCUGUGAAAACAUAACCUCUGAAUCAUUUUGACUGGUGCCUUUGUAAGAGGGGAAUAAAAUUGCUUCUUCCAAGGUACACCAAGUGGCAGGAGUUCUAGAAUUGGUGAAUGGAUGUACAUGCAUGUAACAGAGGAAGUUAUGCGCAUUCUGGAUAUGGCACAAAGGGCUUCCCAACGAAGAGACGUCUUCCACACCAGUUUCCUUACGCCGCCUAUCAUAACGGAGGCUAUGCUGGCAAUUGAAAAGUUAGCCGAUAUCAAAGCAAUAGCUCAGGGAGGCUAUCCACAGGCUGAGCGGUGCCGAAUUUCAGUUGGACAUCCAGAUUCUAUGAGAAAUGACCCAGAUGUAGUUGCUGCUUUGAGCAUCUCCGGGAAUUUUCGACUGGAACCCUGUUCUCAUGGUGACUUUCUAGGUGCUAUUCUUGGCGCAGGAAUUACAAGGGAUAAAGUUGGAGACAUACUUUUACAGGGGGAAAGAGGUGCUCAGGUCCUUGUUGAUCCGGAGCUUGUUGACUAUCUGACUUCCACAUUAGAAAAGGUGGGGAAAGUCGGUGUUUCAUGCACCCAGAUUCCCUUGCUUGCUAUAGAGUAUGAGCCACCAAGGACCAAAUCUUUUAAAACUGUAGAAUCAUCACUUCGGGUUGAUGCUGUGGCCAGUGCGGGAUUUAAAAUAUCACGCACAAAGCUUGGUAGCAUGAUCAGUUCUGGAGAUGUUCGUGUGAACUGGUCACUGGUUUCUAAAAGUGGAGCUACCCUCAAGGCUGGAGAUGUUGUAUCUGUCAGUGGGAUGGGGAGAUUAAAGAUUGGGGAAAUCGUGACUACGAAGAAAGGCAAAUAUGUCGUUCAGUUGAUUCAAUAUCUGUAGGCCCGUUACUGAUCAAUUGUUCUCUGAAGAAGACCUGACUCGUGAGUUUGCAAAGUGCUCAGUUGCUUAUGCAAGCAUAAGGGCUGCAGAUGCCUACGUGCAAAUAUUUACGAAGAAAUUGAUUCCAUAGUAUUUAGAAUGGAAAAGGACAAGUGGACAAUACAUGUAAAGUGUAUGUGACUGCUUACCUUUAAAGUCCAGAUGAAACUGAGAAUGAAAUUUGGAAGGAUCGAAAUCCCUCCGAACCCCAACUCAUGCAAGGACUUGUUCUGCUUUGGGGCAAAAAAGAAAAGAAAAGAAAGUUUUGGAAACCAUGCGAAAUGUGUUUCUUCUAUUCAUACUAAAGAGCAAUUCGCAAACAACAUCCUCAGCAAUUUCUAUCAGGAAACAUGUGACAUGACUACGAUAUGGUGUAGGAAACUUUGCAAUUGGGUAAAUCGAUAGCUAUGCAUAUUAACUCCAACCUUUUUUAUUUGAAGAAGACUCCGCAAAGGGCUAUAUUCGUUGCA
Hordeum vulgare subsp. vulgare (domesticated barley) is the source of this 1693-nucleotide messenger RNA. RefSeq names its product putative RNA-binding protein YlmH. Lineage: Eukaryota; Viridiplantae; Streptophyta; Magnoliopsida; Poales; Poaceae. The transcript is spliced from 11 exons. Bases 432 to 1184 code for a protein of 250 amino acids. The record is from RefSeq and is a predicted model, not a curated record. Gene Ontology annotation, molecular function: RNA binding.